Messenger RNA from Pomacea canaliculata, 2769 nucleotides. Its product is annotated as striatin-interacting protein 1 homolog. Bases 140 to 2443 code for a protein of 767 amino acids. NCBI's taxonomy places the organism in Eukaryota, Metazoa, Mollusca, Gastropoda, Architaenioglossa, Ampullariidae. The transcript is spliced from 20 exons. Gene Ontology annotation, biological process: cytoskeleton organization. Gene Ontology annotation, cellular component: cytosol. The record is from RefSeq and is a predicted model, not a curated record.
CUCUAGCGGUGCAUAAAUUUGGAAAUGGAGGACUCGGCAGAAAUGUUUGGUUGUCUGACACUAUAAUUGACUGCAUUAGCCUCUUGACAAGUUGUAGGGCGUAGGAAGUUAUUUCAAAAGGUCAUUAUUUAAGGUCAUCAUGAAUGAAAGUAUGGACAUCGAUUUCCUUUAUGAUGAUGCAGAUAGAUAUUGUGUUGAGAUUGCAGAACUGUACAGCUACACAGAAGAGUGUGAAUUUAUACAGAACCAGUGCAGUUAUGAAGAACUGGCAAAAGCGUAUGGUAUUCAGAGGUGGACCACAGCAUCCCCUUCAGAAAAGCAAAGGUUUCUUGUAACUCUACAAAAUGAGCUGGAAGUAGCAGAGCGAGAACGUCGCAUGCUUGCCAUGCAGGCUGUUUUAUAUUUGGUGCAAGGUAACUUUGGGGAAAUUGACUGUGAGGAAGAACAACUGGAACAGGUUCUAAAAAAUGUUCAUUUAGUGUAUGAGCUGGGGAUGUUCACAACUUUUGUUCAGCUUUUGGGACUGGAAAUUGAAAACACAACUGCUGCAACUUCUGCUAUGCGCAAACCAGCAGUAUCAGUUGCAGACAGCAGGGAAAUCAGGUGUAUACUAAACUUGCUGUAUACUGUUGUGGAGACGUUACGAGUACCCCGGGAGGAGGAAAGUGAAGAAGAUGAGCACAUAAGAGAUGCUUUCCGACAGGAGCUUGGUCAGCCUAUACUCGGUGAAGACACAUUGGCCAUUGUUUUGUUUACCAUGGUAACCAGAUUCUGCAGUGGCAGUGCUCCACAUUUCCCGAUGAAGAAGGUGCUGCUUUUGCUGUGGAAAGUGGUUCUAGCAUCUCUUGGAGGCCUCAAAGAGCUCCAAGAUAGAAAGAAUGAGAAACGGAAAGAGCAUGACUUAGAGGCACUGCCAGAGGACACAUAUGAAGUAUUUCGCUCAAUGCGCCCAGCUUCACCUCCAGCUUCUGCCGCUGAUCUCAUUGAGCAACAGGCACCACGCAGGGGACUCAGGGGAGGCAAGCGGAGUUUGGUCAAACAGAGCAGCCUGGAUGACCCUUUUGAGGCCGGGCUAGAUCGUGAUGAUGACCUCAUGCGUGAAAUGGAAAAUCUGAAGUCUGGCAGUGAUGAUGAUAUGCCUCCUACUCCACCACGACCUGCAACACCUUCUGUUGCACAGAAAUCUUUGCCCUGGAAGCCAAAAGUGAGGCAAAAAGACUUGGAACAGUUCCUAGACCAUACCAGAGCCAAGUUUGUAGGCUUCCAAGUGAAAAAUGACCACCUGUCACUUGCUGGUCUGCCCCAGCCUAUUCAUGAAGGUGUGAAGGUUCUGAGACAGCACCUGUAUAUUUCACUAUCAGAGCUGCAGAUUAAACGAGAAGAGGAAAUAGCCAAGAAUCCUUUGUCACGGCCAGAACAGUAUGUUGAGCCAUCUCCUGUAGAGUGCCUAUACCAGGCCAUGCUGCCCAGUCUACCACAGUAUAUGAUUGCACUACUCAAACUACUGCUGGCUGCAGCCCCUACCUCAAAAGCCAAGACAGAAUCCAUCAAUAUACUGUCUGAUGUCUUGCCUGAAGAAAUGCCAACCACUGUGCUGCAGUCAAUGAAGCUUGGCAUCGAUGUCAAUCGCCAUAAGGAGAUUAUAGUGAAAGCUAUCUCUGGCCUCCUCCUUCUGCUACUAAAACACUUCAAGCUGAACCAUAUAUAUCAGUUUGAGUUCACUAGCCAACAUCUAGUGUUUGCAAACUGUAUCCCUCUGGUCCUCAAGUUCUUCAACCAGAAUAUUCUGUCCUAUGUCAGUGCCAAGAACAGUGUCCCAGCCCUUGAUUUUCCAAAAUGUGUCCUUGGUGAUCAUCAGGAGUUGACUGCAGAGAACAUUGAGAAUGGUGAUGGAGCAGCAUACUGUUGGCGAAAUAUCUUCUCCUGUAUCAACCUGCUACGGAUUCUGAACAAAUUGACCAAGUGGAAGCACUCUCGUACCAUGAUGCUGGUGGUGUUCAAGUCAGCACCAAUCUUGAAGCGAGCUCUGAAAGUCAGACAGGCAAUGCUUCAGUUGUAUGUCCUCAAGCUUCUCAAGCUGCAAACCAAGUACCUUGGUCGGCAGUGGCGCAAGAGCAACAUGAAGACCAUGUCUGCAAUCUACCAGAAAGUCCGACACCGCCUUGGUGAUGACUGGGCGUAUGGCAAUGAUAUGGAUGCACGUCCGUGGGACUUUCAAGCAGAAGAAUGUGCACUGCGAGCCUGUGUUGAUCGCUUUAAUAAUCGUCGCUAUGGCUCCAAUGGUGCAGAUCCUGACUUCAGACCUGUGGACAACUGCAUUUUAAGUGUGCUGGGACAGUAUACAGAACUGAGUGAAGAGUUCAAACAAAACUACGAACGCUGGCUUGACCAGGAAGUCUUUGGUCGCCAGGUAGACUGGGAUCUCAUGUUGGACAGAUGUUAAAAUAACUGCAAGCAGGUCAAGUGAUCAAAAACUGUGUGGUCUGUGGACCACAAAAUACAGGCACAAAGACGUGUGAUCAAAUUUCCUGGAUUGUUGGCAAGCUUUCAAGGCCUUGGUCAUUUAGCACACAACCACGCUAGCUGAGAAAACAACAUAUUUCAAUAUUUUGCAGAACUGGAUCAGAUUUGCAUGUGCUUUUUGGGAUAGUUGCAUCAGUAGUGACCCAUUUUACUACCAUAUUUAUUAUGUAGCAUGUGACUGUUUAAGUUCGAAAUCAAUCACCAAGAAAAUAAAAUAAAAUAAAAUAAAAGACUGAAUUUAUAAAA